Messenger RNA from Setaria italica (foxtail millet), 1576 nucleotides. RefSeq names its product 4-hydroxy-tetrahydrodipicolinate synthase 2, chloroplastic. The transcript has 3 exons. The record is from RefSeq and is a predicted model, not a curated record. Bases 222 to 1328 code for a protein of 368 amino acids. NCBI's taxonomy places the organism in Eukaryota, Viridiplantae, Streptophyta, Magnoliopsida, Poales, Poaceae. Gene Ontology annotation, molecular function: 4-hydroxy-tetrahydrodipicolinate synthase activity.
AUCAAGUGACAAGUGGGGGGUUCGUGCGGAGUCCACCAGCGAAGAAUCCUGAUCGGCGUCGUCCUCUCCGCCUCCGGUGCCAACACGCCUGAAAUCCUCUCCAACCUCUCCCGCACCUUCUCUCCUGCCCGCCGACGGUCACCAUCUGGAUUUGCUGCUCGCCCCCAUCGCACAAGAGCCCUCCACCUAGUUCGCGGGGCGGGCUCGGAGGAGAGUGAGCGAUGGCUCACCAGGUGCUCCUCGGUACCCUGCGCGCCAACGUGCUCACCAAUCCCACCCGCGCCGGCGGAGGCGGCCGCGCAGCGUCUCCAGGAUCGUCCGCAAGAAUAGGCAGAGGGCGAUUUCCGGUGGCAGCCAUCUCAGAUGAUUAUCUUCCGAUGCGAAGUACUGAAGCGAAAAAUCGGACAUCAAAAGAUGACAUCACAAGCCUCAGACUAAUCACAGCGGUCAAAACCCCCUAUUUACCAGAUGGGAGAUUUGAUCUUGAAGCAUAUGAUUAUUUGAUAAACAUGCAGAUAGAAGGUGGUGCUGAAGGUGUAAUAGUUGGAGGAACAGCAGGAGAGGGUCACCUCAUGAGUUGGGAUGAGCACAUCAUGCUCAUUGGGCAUACUGUCAACUGCUUCAGCACUAGAAUUAAAGUGAUUGGGAACACAGGAAGUAACUCAACCAGAGAGGCCGUUCAUGCGACAGAGCAGGGAUUUGCCGUCGGCAUGCAUGCAGCUCUUCACAUUAAUCCUUACUAUGGGAAGACCUCAACUGAAGGAAUGAAAGCUCAUUUCAAGGCUGUCCUCCCGAUGGGUCCAACCAUCAUUUACAAUGUUCCAUCGAGAACAGGACAGGAUAUUCUUCCUCCAGUUAUCGAGGACCUUUGGGGUCAUCCAAACAUGGCAGGUGUGAAAGAAUGUGUCGGACAUGAGAGGGUCAAGUGCUAUACUAACAAAGGUAUUUCAGUAUGGAGUGGCAAUGAUGAUGAAUGCCAUGAUUCAAGGUGGAAAUAUGGCGCCACUGGAGUUAUGUCUGUGACUAGCAACCUUGUUCCUGGUCUCAUGCGCAGUCUCAUGUAUGAAGGGGAGAAUGCGACUCUAAAUGAGAAGCUGUUGCCUCUGAUAAAAUGGUUAUUUUGUGAGCCAAAUCCGAUUCCUCUCGACACUGCUCUGGCUCAGCUCGGGGUUGCAAGGCCAGUUUUGAGAUUGCCAUACAAGGCUCUUGCUCUUGAGAAGAGGGUUGAGUUUGUCCGGAUUAUUGAAGCUAUUGGACGGGAACACUUUAUUGGAAAUAGAGAGGCAAGGGUUCUCGAUGACGACGAUUUCAUCCCAAUCUGUCGGUAAAUACAUGAGUUGUCUUGAUGAAUGAAAGCAGUGUUUUAGUAUGAUUGAUUGCCCUUGUCCUUGUGGUUAUUUUAGCACUUUCUGUUCAUCCUUGGUUGAUUUAUCUGUAAAAUAGAACCGGAAUUGGGUUCCUUUGUCAUAUACAGUACGGUUAUGAAAACAGGAAGAAUUAACCAGUGUCACUGUGAAUAGUGAUCUGGAUAAGUUCAUUUUGUUGAGUGAAUGACCCAGAGAGAAGGAAACUUACA